Molecule: messenger RNA, 330 nt
Organism: Ichthyophthirius multifiliis
Lineage: Eukaryota; Ciliophora; Oligohymenophorea; Hymenostomatida
Exons: 1
Molecular function (GO): gamma-tubulin binding
Source: RefSeq, a predicted model, not a curated record
AUGAAUUUAUUUGUAAAUAAUUUCCAUGAUUAUGCUUUUGUAGAAAUUGAAAGGUUUUGGAAGAAAUUUAUGCAAGAAAUUGAAGAAAAAGGAGAUUUAGAAGGUAUUAUGGAAAGUCAUGAGGCUUUUUUAGAAUAAUUGUGUCAAAAAAUGUUCCUAAAUGAAGAAAAUGGAAACGGUUUUGGCAAUAUUCGAGAAGGCUUUGGCAAUUAUAGGAUAGUUUUGUGGAUUAGUUAAGGUAUAAUUGCUUCAUUUUAGAGAACUUUUGGAAAGAAUUUAGGAGAUUGUGAAUUGUUUGGAGAUUAAAUAGAUUAUUUAAUAAGGAUAUGA